This is a messenger RNA of Encephalitozoon hellem ATCC 50504, 301 nucleotides long. RefSeq names its product 40S ribosomal protein S10. The record is from RefSeq and is a predicted model, not a curated record. The coding region runs from base 11 to 301 and encodes 96 amino acids. The transcript is spliced from 2 exons. Lineage: Eukaryota; Fungi; Microsporidia; Unikaryonidae.
GAGAAGAGCAAUGCUAGUACCAACACCAAACAAGUACAAGAUAAAGAGACGUCUGCUCGAGAAGAAGGCGCUAUUGCUUGAAGACACUGUCCUUGGGAACCACAAGGAUCUUGAGAUUCCUAAUUUGCAGUUGAAGGUAUUUAUGAAGACUAUGAUUUCCCAUGGAUAUGUCCAGAAGAUUCAUGUAUGGAGACACUCAUAUUUCCUAUUAACUCCACUCGGAGAAUCCAGGCUGAGAGAGGAGCUGGUUUUCACUGAAGAAGGCAUGGCUAACCAGGAGCCAUCGGUUGUGAUGGUUUGA